AAAUUCAGGUUACAAUUCAACAUGCCAGAUGCACACCGUCCUUUAUGGAUGUUCGUCACACCAUGUGGCGGAAGUGUUCAUUGGCAGUUAUUUCAUACAAGCCGUUCGUUCAAUGAUAUUGAUGGUCAUUUUGUGAAUAUUCAUCCGAAAGCUGCAAGCUUCAAUCAUAUUCUUCAUAUGCGCAUUCCACCGUUAAUUCAACCUGAAACGAACACCCUUUCUGAGCCACUCAGUUUACUGGCUGGUGAGGCUGACGACAAACGCAUGUCUUAUUACACACAACAACUCGAUUCAGACAGUCUCGUUCUGGUCUUAUCGUCGAAUAUGCAUAGCACCGCUCGUGUCUUCAUAACCACCGAGAAAUGGCGUCUUGACGAACACUACCCUCCGCUACCCGCCGAUCCGACAGUCUCUUAUCAAGUGGCCAAAUAUCGUCGUCAUUCUGAGUUCAACGAUGCAGCCACUGUUCGGAUAAGGUGGAAUAUCCCACCAGAAAUCAGCGCGAUGAACAUCAACGAUGGCAAAAGCAAUAAGAAUGGCCACACCAAUAGCAGUGAUAGCGAUAAUAGCAAUAAUAAUGGACUGCGCUUGAAUCGUUAUCGUUUCUGUGCUGUCGUAAGUAGAAAACAGCCAGACUGGACGAUUUGUGAUGAAUUGGGUGAGAAUUUGGAGAGUAUUCACUGCGUGAAUCAGUCCUCGAAUACAUUGGAUAUCGAUAAUAUGCGGACGAAUCGUCGUUACUAUGUAACGGUUUUCUUCCGUGAUGCCUUAAGCGGUGGCACGAGUGCAAUGCGUCCUUUGGAAAUCCUACUUCCAGACGUGAGCGUACCAAAAGAAAAACAGAAGAAAGACAGGCAAGCAAAGCGCAAAGAAAAGGAAAAUCGCCUGCUAGACGCACAUUUGCAAAGUGGAAAAUUGGCAAGUUUCAAAGGUGCUACACAAAGUUUCGAUUUUUCUGUACGUUCGCGACGUACUGACCGGCAAAAGGUAUUGCUAGUGUUACAUGCAUGCGAUGGUUAUAUUCGAGUGGCAAUCUACCGAAAUGGUCGGCUGUUGCGACGCUCAGAUGCAUUCAGUGGAUUCAGAAGAUUUCUAGUGAUGAAUGCUCUAUCUGGACAUCUCACCAUACAGAUUAUCAACGAUGACUCUAAGCCCAAAUUAUUCAGAUUAUGGGCAAGCACAAAUCCUCAACGUAGCCCUUAUCCACAGCUACCUGACGAUACAAGUAUCAAAGAAACGCGUCGAAAUUGUUCCUCCACAACGUUGCAAUGGUUGAAAGCAAGUGAUGCAGAGAUUCGCUAUUGUUUAUAUAAACACCAAGAGACUGCACAUUAUCUGGAGGAGUUGGUGAAUCGUCAUACGAAUUUGUGCUCGGGGCGAAUGCCAGAAAAUGAUUUGGUCGGUUGCUACACACACCUGGCUGCAUACCAUCAGCAGAAAGCUCGGAAAGCACUAAAAUCAAAACCAUCCGAGUAUUUACACUACGUGCACCACGCGGAUUACCACGCUAAGGCAGACGAGCCAAGCGCUUACACUGACCACAAGCAGAAGCACGACGAGCAUGAGGCAGAUGCGGACGAUUACGGUGUGGAUGAUGAGGACGAUUACGAUGGACUAAUCGAGACUACCGUAAGCGAUCUGCAACCGGAUACAACGUAUCGUUUCGAUCUACUCGCCGAGCCAGUUCAUCGAGCACACAGUCAGCAGUUACCGUAUCGGACCGUUUGGGUGAAAACAAGGGCGUUUUGUUGA
This is a messenger RNA of Anisakis simplex (herring worm), 1752 nucleotides long. Lineage: Eukaryota; Metazoa; Nematoda; Chromadorea; Rhabditida; Anisakidae. The record is from the annotation of a GenBank genome assembly.